Molecule: messenger RNA, 2191 nt
Organism: Suricata suricatta (meerkat)
Lineage: Eukaryota; Metazoa; Chordata; Mammalia; Carnivora; Herpestidae
Gene: TRAIP
Product: TRAF interacting protein
Exons: 15
Coding region: 85-1647 (520 amino acids)
Source: RefSeq, a predicted model, not a curated record
UCAGCCCCAGGAUUCUCUACGGCCGUUAACCCCCGCCCCCCUACAGUUCGUCCAAUCUGGACCCAAGCGUCAGGCUCCGCCUCCAUGUUGCUCCUACUACUUCCGGUCCACUCCCGGAAGUCCCGCAGUGGAGCCAAAUUUGAAGCCUGCAGAGAAGUGGGGGUGGGGGCGCGGUCGCGAAGCUGGAAGCUUCGCGGUUUUCUCGGCUGCCUGAGCCCCUUAGGACCAAUCAUCAUGCCUAUCCGUGCGCUGUGCACCAUCUGCUCCGACUUCUUCGACCACUCCCGAGAUGUGGCCGCCAUCCACUGCGGCCACACCUUCCACCUACAGUGCCUAAUUCAGUGGUUUGAGACAGCACCAAGUCGGACCUGCCCACAGUGCCGAAUCCAGGUUGGGAGAAGAGCCAUUAUCAAUAAGCUGUUCUUUGACCUUGCCCAAGAGGAGGAAAGUGUCUUAGAUGCAGAAUUCUUAAAGAAUGAACUGGAUAAUAUCAGAGCCCAGCUUUCCCAGAAAGAGAAGGAGAAAAGGGAUAGCCAGGUCAUCAUUGACACUCUGCGGGACACGUUGGAAGAACGCAACGCCACUGUGGAAUCUCUGCAGAAGGCCUUAGACAGGGCCGAAAUGCUAUGCUCCACCCUCAAGAAGCAGAUGAAGUACUUGGAGCAGCAGCAGGUCGAGACCAAACAAGCACAGGAGGAGGCUCGCCGGCUCAGGAGCAAGAUGAAGACCAUGGAGCGGAUUGAGCUCCUACUCCAGAGCCAGCGACCUGAGGUGGAGGAGAUGAUCCGAGACAUAGGUGUGGGACAGUCAGCAGUGGAGCAGCUGGCUGUGUACUGCGUGUCCCUCAAAAAAGAGUAUGAGAAUCUGAAAGAGGUACGGAAGACCUCAGGGGAGCUGGCUGACAAGCUGAAAAAGGACUUAUUUUCUUCCAAAAGCAAGCUACAGACAGUCUACUCUGAACUAGACCAGACAAGGUUGGAGCUGAGGUCAGCACAGAAGGAUUUACAGAAUGCUGACAAGGAAAUUGUGAGCCUGAAAAAAAAGCUAACAAUGCUGCAGGAAACCCUGAACCUGCCACCAGUGGACAGUGAGACUGUCAACCGCCUGGUUUUAGAGAGCCCAGCUCCUUUGGAAAUGCUGAACCCAAAGCUUCGCCAGCCAGCCCUUGAUGAUGAUAUUGACUUCAAUGCCACCUUUGAUGUGGACACCCCUCCAGCCCAGCCUUCCAGCAUCCAGCAUGGCCGUGCCAAGAAGCCCUGCCAAGAGAUAACACACUCUCCUGUUCAGGACAUCCCCAAGAAGAUGCCCAAAGGCCCCAAGCAGGAGUCCCAGCUCUCGCUGGGUGGUCAGCGCUAUGUGGGAGAGCCAGAUGAGGAGCUGGCUAGUGCCUUUCCUGUCUUCAUCCGGAAUGCCGUUCUGGGCCAGAAACAGCCCAAGACAGCCAAAACAGGGCCCCAUCACAGCACAGAUGCCGUAAGGACCGGCUUCGAUGGGCUUGGUGGUCGGACAAAAUUCAUCCAACCUACUGACAUGACUAUGAUCCGCCCACUGCCUGUUAAGCCCUGGCCCAAGGCUAACCAGAGAGUCAGGACAAGAUCACCGCUCUCUCCCUCCCAGGCCAGGAUGGACAACUUCCUUUGGAAGUGAGAACAGUGAGUCUGAUCAGUGACCAGAUAUAUGCCAUCUCAUAGGCCAGGACUGCCUCAGCAGGAGGUUUUUGGGGGCAUGGCCCCUCUUCCAGCCAGAGGAUGGAACCAGCUGUGAGGAUGAGGGUAGACAAAAAGAUGGAGGUGAGGGUGAGGCCCAGGACUGUGCUUUUCUGAAUUACCUUGCCUACCCCCCACCAUACUGGGUCUACCAUACUGUGUCUACCAUACUGGGUCUCCUGUACUGGGCCUAUGUGUGACUGCUGAUGUGAGACCAGCAUCACGUGCUCUUUGUUCAAGGCUCUUGUUCAUAGCCAGAUGUAGCUGAGCUGCUUCUGGUUCUCCAGAUUGGUGUCUUUUGCUGACUGUGUGGACCAAAGUGCUUGAGGCUUCUCAGGCAAUUUCAGCCUGCCCACACUUCUGCCAGUUUCUGACUUGCUGCUAGGCAUGGCCAGAGGCAGGCAGGGUCAGGAAUGAGGGCAUGGUGGUGGGGAGAGGAUCAGGGAGAAGAUUUCUAUGUAAAAUAAAAAUGAUAGAACCCUUUC